This is a messenger RNA of Triticum dicoccoides, 1244 nucleotides long. RefSeq lists its product as uncharacterized. Bases 116 to 907 code for a protein of 263 amino acids. The record is from RefSeq and is a predicted model, not a curated record. The transcript has 7 exons. NCBI's taxonomy places the organism in Eukaryota, Viridiplantae, Streptophyta, Magnoliopsida, Poales, Poaceae.
GACUGACCGUGCCAGAGUUCGCUGUUGCUCUGACAAACACAAGAGCCGAGUUGCGCCACACUUCCGCACGUUCCGCUCGCGCGUGGCGCCGGAACGACAGAGAGGUGCCCCCGUGAUGGCCGCUUCGCUGGCCGCCUCGCCCUCCUUCCCGCGGCGCAGCCACCCGGCCCCCUUCGUACGGAGCGUGCCGUUGGCGUCGCCGCGGCGAGGAGCGGCCCGCCGCACCCUCCCCGCCCCGGCGCACGCUGGUGGGGACGGCGGCGGCGAGGGGGGCGCGGGGAGGAUACUGGACCCGCUCGCCACGCCCUUCCAGGUCCUCGGCCUCGACGCCUCGGCCGGCUACUCCGCCGCGCAGCUCAAGGCCGCCUUCCGCGCCCGGGUAAAGGAAUUCCAUCCUGACGUUUGCAAGGACACAGAGAAUGCAGAUUUGAUAAUGAGGCGGGUGCUGGAGGCCUAUGAGAUGUUAUCUGACAACAUGGGAAUGAUGCUUCAAAGGAACAAUAUUGACCCAUUUGAUGAACCUGAGUGUGAAGCUCGCGACAUCUUUGUCAAUGAGCUCCUAUGUAUUGGCACUGGAUGCCCAUAUUCUUGUGUUAAAAGGGCACCUCAUGCAUUUGCAUUUGCAGAUGACAUUGGUACAGCUCGAGCAAUAUCUCAAGGUAAUGGUGACGAUUACCCUGUCCAACUUGCUGUUGGGCAGUGUCCGAGAAAGUGCAUAUACUAUGUGACACCUUGCCAACGUACUAUUUUGGAGGAAGUUCUUGCUAGCAUAUUGAUGACGCCAUGGGACCUCUCUGAAGCAGCAGUUCUGGAUUCGCUCACGUCAAAAGCAAUGUUUGAGAAUAACAGGUACACGAAGCCCAAAAGAGAAGCAAAAUCAUCUUCUGACUAUGUUGAUUGGAUGUGAUCUGCUCCUGCAGAACAACCAAACACUGGCAGUCUCGACCAGAUUGUUUAGUCGUAUGCUAUGAUGAGCAUAUUGGUGUAGUCUAGUGUGUAGUGUAUAUAUAUUGUUGCAGUAUAGAGGGCAAAGCAAACAUAAUAAUCUGAAAUUGGCAAAGUAUACUGUUUAUUUUGUGUAUAGAAUGGAACUGGCUGUGCUUGGAAAAAGACCAGAAAUUCAUAGUGGGUUUCAAAGUGUUUUUUUGUGUAGUAGACAAUGGAUUUAUACCAGGAAUUUGGAGUUGUAUCUGUACAAAAAUACAAUGUUAAAAGAAAUUCGACAAAAAAAUCACACAUGUCAA